This is a messenger RNA of Hypoxylon fragiforme, 1233 nucleotides long. RefSeq lists its product as uncharacterized. The record is from RefSeq and is a predicted model, not a curated record. The coding region runs from base 1 to 1233 and encodes 410 amino acids. The transcript is spliced from 2 exons. NCBI's taxonomy places the organism in Eukaryota, Fungi, Ascomycota, Sordariomycetes, Xylariales, Hypoxylaceae.
AUGGCCGAUGGUACGGGAGCAGAUCGAACUUUACUAGAGAGGCUAAACGCACUCAAGCCAACUACUGUUAAUCUGGAUCCAUCAUCAAAACCAAUAGCCGCAUCUACUAUAGAAUCGGCCAAGCCUCCAUCAAGAGAAGAUGCUUUGACAGAAAGGCUCAAGAAUCUUCGGAGCCAGGCCGAUAGUAAAGCCCAACUGAGUUCUGGCGCAAAGCCAAACCGUGGCAAUGAUGGCCCGGGCCUUCCAUCAAUUCCAAAUCAAAUAUCACAGCCACAGCUCGGUCCCCAAAUUCCGGGCUUGAGCAUAGGGUCUACAAAAGUCUCCCCCACAGAAGCAAUUAGUGAUGAUGCGGAUCCAUUUCUCGACACAGAUGAUCAGACACUUGAAGAACUUCUUGCAGACCUCGAGUCUGAUCAGCAGUGGCUUGAUGAAGUAGCAGCCGAAGAAGAGCAGCAACAGCAUCUUAAGGUCACUGCACUUCUCAAGGAGCUUGGUGAUGCUUCCGCAACGGAACAGGAACUAGGUAAAUCUAGGACUAAAACAGCCAGUGAUGACGAAGACAACGAUGGCGGAGACGAAGGCAGUAGCGGCGAUAACGAUGAGGAUGAUGAUGAUUCAGAAAAUGAGCAAAUAACUCGUGAAACCGAUGAUACUCUCGCUCAAGUACUUGACCAGGUAGAAUGGGAAAAGUCCAAUGAGCCUCCUUCCCACCCAGAAACUAAAUCAGCCACGCCAAGAAAUGAUACAAAGCCAACAGCGGAGGAUAAUAACGAAUCAGCGGCAGCGCAGAGAUCCAACGAGGACGACCCCCUGAACUUACCCGCAGUACCCUCUGAUAUACAGGACCAACCCAACGCGCCCGACUUCCAGGACGAUGACGCCGACUUCGCUGCAUCCAUCACCUCACGCAUGGCCGCGCUGAAGGUGGACACAGCCUCCGGCCCAAAUCUGCCCUCAGUACCAACCUCAGACCUGGACGAGCUCGGUCUGCCAGCCGUGCCUACCUUUGCGCCCUCUGACCGCCCCGCCCCAGGCCUCAUCAAGCGCGUGGGCUACACCGACGAGGAUCAGAAGACUUGGUGCAUCGUAUGUUUGGAAGAUGGCGCGAUAAAGUGUCUCGACUGCGACGGUGAUAUCUACUGCGCGAGGUGCUGGAAGGAGAUGCAUGUUGGCCCUACGGCUGGCUACGAUGAGCGAGGACACCGGUGGGAGAAGUUUGUGAGGCCGCGUUGA